Trypanosoma cruzi is the source of this 417-nucleotide messenger RNA. Its product is annotated as glycine cleavage system H protein, putative. Gene Ontology annotation, cellular component: mitochondrion; glycine cleavage complex; cytoplasm. Gene Ontology annotation, biological process: protein lipoylation; glycine decarboxylation via glycine cleavage system. The coding region runs from base 1 to 417 and encodes 138 amino acids. The transcript has a single exon. Lineage: Eukaryota; Euglenozoa; Kinetoplastea; Trypanosomatida; Trypanosomatidae. The record is from RefSeq and is a predicted model, not a curated record.
AUGCGUCGCGUAUUUCAAUUAAGCUCCACUUUAUUUUUGGCUUCCGCUCGUUUGUAUGGCACCCGCUACUUUACGGAUAGUCAUGAAUGGGUAGAACAUGAUGGUGGUGUUGCCACUAUUGGAAUUACAGCCCACGCACAGGAAAGUCUUGGUGAUGUGGUGUAUGUCGCACUUCCAAAUGUAGGGGAUCAAUUAAACGCAAAGGAAGUAUUUGGUGAGGUGGAAAGCGUCAAGGCCACCAGCUGUAUGUAUUCCCCCAUCAAUGGUGUUGUUGACGCCGUAAAUGACAGGGUAAAGGAUGAGCCAGCUCUCAUUAACCGUUCUCCUGAGGGUGAUGGUUGGCUUAUCAAGGUGAAAUGCAGCGAACUUCCUCAGGGGCUGAUGACCGCAGAAGAGUACAAGAAGUUUAUUGAUUAG